Molecule: messenger RNA, 3703 nt
Organism: Serpula lacrymans var. lacrymans S7.9
Lineage: Eukaryota; Fungi; Basidiomycota; Agaricomycetes; Boletales; Serpulaceae
Exons: 7
Coding region: 266-2887 (873 amino acids)
Biological process (GO): regulation of transcription by RNA polymerase II
Molecular function (GO): RNA polymerase II cis-regulatory region sequence-specific DNA binding; DNA-binding transcription factor activity, RNA polymerase II-specific
Source: RefSeq, a predicted model, not a curated record
CUGGUUAUUCACCUUCCUUCAGUCUGAGCCCGCUUCAAGUUUGUUGUCGGCGGUGCCAGCCAUCAUCCUUGCUUUUCUCUUUUCAUCCUGUGCACUGGCUUGCAGUUCUGCUGCCAUCUUGUCUUUCUUCCCAUACUUUUCAGUCUUAUAUCCCCACCCACCUUGUCUCUUCUCACCAUCUUCUUCGUUCUCCUCGUCGGCUGGCCCGCGUCCUUGUCUUCCCCACUCCCUCACCUCACCUUCCUUAUCCUCCUUUUUCUCCCAAAUGGCCGCAGUCAAUCUCCAGAUGAUGUCUCCCCUUGACUUUCUUCCUCUCAACCACCCUCAUUCCCGCUCAAACUCUGUAUCCUCCUCCUCUACUCAUUCGCCUAAUUCCCGUCCCCAGUCUUCCCAGGGCGGCAUCGUCCGUGUUCCCUCUGCACUCCCUCAGUCCACCGAUGAUCUCUAUCGUCUCUCAUAUAACAUGGGCAACGAUCAUAUCCGCCACUCUCCCGCCUACCAGCUCCAGCCAGCCGAUAUGACCUCUGGAGGCCAUUCUCCUCCAAACCACAACAUCAGCAAUCCUGCCCUCAAAGGCCAUAUCCGUCAGACCCAUCUCAGGGCCCGUGCUGCCGCUUCCCCUUAUCCUCGUGACACUGAAAGCGUCCACUCUUCUUCCAGUGAGACAGACGACAUCACCAUGUUUCUCGGUAACUCUCCUGCAGACUAUCAUAUGUACGGGCCAGGUCAGACCUUGCCCUCUAAUCAAGAAACUAUGCAUCCUGCCGGCGCUUUCGGCAGAAUGACUCUCAGUCCUGACCACGCCUUGGAGAAACUCGCUGCCAAUGUCCGGGUCGCGACUACCACUAGUGCUUCUGAUAGGGCAAAACAAAUUUUCGUCCAGGCAUGGUUGACUGCGAACUAUGCUCCUUAUCCUGACGGAAAUGUCCCUCGCCAGGGUCUUUACUUUUCCUACCGUCGGGUCUGUGAUCAGUACGGGAUCCCUCACAUAAAUACGGCGACUUUGGGCAAGGCCAUCAGGCUUUGUUUUCCAACUAUCAAAACUCGGCGCCUGGGAGUUCGCGGAAAUAGUAAAUAUCAUUAUUGUGGCAUCCGUCCUGCCACUUCGGCGGAAGCCGAAUGGCUUCAGGACUAUAUUCGCAAAUCAAACAAUAAUGCAGGACAGCAAUCUAUCAAUGCAGCCCGCGCAGCUCAGGAACCUUCGGAUAAUGCCAACAGAGGUGAAGAACGUUCUGAUGAAGACGAAGACGCCGAGGACUCUGAAGGAGCUAGCUCCAAUCCGUCCAAGAGGAACUCUCUGACGCUAAAUGACAUGAAAGGCGCCCUCAAUUACGGCGAUGAUUUAAGCGAUAAGACACCCACGGCUGCUAACUUGCUCUCCCAAGCUCAAGCUGCUGGAAGGCCCUCGAACAAUUCAUACCCCAGCCAUGCGUCCAUUCGCCGCCACCCCAGCCAGCCGGACCCCGGACUCGCCGUUCAACCCAACUCUACUUCUGGUGGAAGUGGUAACUUCGUGUCCAACCAACAGACCUUGUCAGUUCGUCACAUGGUGCAGUUUCCCUCCAUCGAGGAGGCCAUAGGAUCCAACUCCACAUCUCCGCAUAGUAUCGCCGCUCGCGAUGUUUGGGGCUGGUUCCAAGAUCAUCUUGACGCAUUGUUGGAUAGCGUCCGUUCGUUCAGGUUUGAUCAAUUCGAGAUGAACCUCAGGAAUUUCUGGUCCAAUCUUAAUGGAACUCAUCGCGAAGUGGUUCACGCUCCUGCAAUAGCUGGCCUAAUGGCCAAGGCAGAUGCGAUUGUUUAUGAUGAAAUAUUGGAGUUCCUCCGCUCGCAGAUGCUCUCUCCCAUUCAAACGGCGUCUUUGACUAGCCUUCGUCAGCUAGCUAACAAGAUGGAGAAAGUUCUGUUGCUUGCGCUGGAAGGAUAUGGCAACACAUUUGUUGAGCCAAAGGUAGAGCUUGGUGCACGAUUUGGCCAUCUCGUCUUGCGCUUCUUGGACAUCUACCAAGUUACUCAAGCAUUGAAUACCGUGCUCACAAAUCAAAAGCAGCUCGCGGAAAUGCGGCGUUCUUGGCAAAAGGUUGACUUUGAAUCGGUUCGAAACCAAUCGGCUUUGGUGUGCAACUGUCGUCACGAGGACCUUGUUCAGUUGCUUGAAGUCGAGUUUGUUUCAAUGAUGGACAGCCUGUCAAAGAGUAGCGAACCUGUCAGGGAAGUCAUGGCCUGGGCCGAUAAAUGCUGCGAAAGGCUUAUGGGACAGCGCGUCGGGAAUGGACCUGAGGACAGAGGAACAAUGAGCUCGCGGAGCAUACUGAUCCGCUGGGGUUACGUCACCAGUCAAGUUAUGAGGGACUUGACGAUUCGGAGUGAUCCGGCUUUCGGUGCCUUUCAGAUCAUGAAGCUUUUCUUGGAUGAUUGGAUCGCAGUCAAUGUGUUGCGGAGUGUGGCACUGUCGACGAACUCUGUCGCAGCCUCUGUUGAGCCGGUGAUGCAGCAGCAAUUCUUCUCUCUGUCCCCGAUGGCAGGGCAGGAGAGUUUCAAUACGAUGGAAGUUCGGCCACCUCAGCACAUCAUGACCCAUACGCCGACAACUUCGAGCAUGCUAGCGGCUUUGCAGCAGGAUCCGUUCCCGGCGGGUUCCUUGUCAUCAGGCUUCAACACCGAUGCUUACGGCGCUUUGUCGUACAUGGACGCAUCGGCAUCUCAGGACGACUCGAUACCCCCUGUCCAUCAAUCUGGACUUUCUUUUUCCGACUACGGUUCCGCCAAUACAUUUGAUGUGACAUCGUUUACCCCUCACGAGCUGGGCAUUGCGCCCAACUCUGGCGCAUCAGGACCAAAUGAGGGUGAACCAGAGUCGGACGCUGUCAAAUCUGAAUCUGUGUCUUAAAAGGUUCGACCUCGCUUGCAAGUCUUGUCGUACCAUUUGGUUGUGGAGUAACGAUGAUCCUUGCAAAAUUAUAAAUAUGUUGAAAUUCCCUGCUUUCCUUCUGUCAUUUAUUAGCCUCAUACCUCGUAUCUGUAUUGACAAUUUGCUUCGUUUUUACGUGCUCUCCGUGCUCACUAUUGUAUAGGUUUCGGUUUGGUUAGUCGAAUAAUAAUAUUUCCCUCUUUUAGCGCCACCUUACCGCGGACAACAGUGUUUGCAGGUAUAGUAGGCAUAACAGAUAACUUAUAGUGAUGUAUAAAUUGGUCCUAUCCAAUGAUGUCCACUUUACUAUAUCAUUGCGAGAUCUCGUCAUUUUCAUUUGCCUCUUCUCGAACGUUCUCGAGCUUCUCGUCAACUUCAUUAGUAGGUACUUCAUCUGGCUGUGGGGCAUUCAUUGGCGUAGAUGUUGGCUCUGCAUGAUCUUCACCUCCGCCGUUCGGAGGUGAUACUUCGACAGCAGGGGAAGUGUCGGCUUUGUUAGCAACCUUGGCGCCGUUGGUGAGACGCUGAAUAUCAGCUUCAGCUUUGGCAACGUUCUCAGCCGUCACGCGAUCUUGAUUAGCUUGGUACCAUGCUUUUUUCGUUUUAAGGUCUUCGAUGACACGGGGGACAUCUGAGUUCGAUGUUGGGGGAGGGAUGGCAAGUGUGAGGAGGGCAGAUAAAGUAGUGAGUGGGAUAUGGAGCUCGCUACUUGCAGCCGGGGUGCUAUCUGCAUCCGAUGGGCUGGCCGCUUUGACGCCUCCCUUCUUUCCCUUCGCCUUUGCCUUUCCGACGAAA